Molecule: messenger RNA, 1548 nt
Organism: Puccinia graminis f. sp. tritici CRL 75-36-700-3
Lineage: Eukaryota; Fungi; Basidiomycota; Pucciniomycetes; Pucciniales; Pucciniaceae
Exons: 1
Coding region: 1-1548 (515 amino acids)
Source: RefSeq, a predicted model, not a curated record
AUGCCGCAGGCGAGUGUCCCCUCCGACCGACCCACGGCUGGGAGUUUGACGAGCGGCCCCGGUGUUUCAGGCCUCAACCUCAAUUCAGAAAUCUCGGGCAUCUCAUUACCGGAAGCCGGUAAUCCCCCGCCUUCGCUUGAUCCGACCGGAACCGUUGAAAGACCAAGUGAGAAGAAGAAAAGAAGCCGCCGGACCCAGAAGGAGAUGGCCGUGUAUCGUGCGGAACAGGUCCAAAUAAAGAAACUGAAGGAUCAGCAGAAGCGGUCUAAGAGUCGGGGUCGUGUUGGCCAUCCUCGUCGAUCAACGCAAUCAUCCAUCGGUGCCAAUACAAUGGAACCCUCGGCUCCGGCGUCAUCCCAACCGUUGGUCCCUGACGUCAACCCUCCGUUCAACGCCGAUGACUACGAGAAUGUGUGUGGCUAUCUUGAGGAGGAAGCCAACUACACUCGGCUCUAUGGUGAUGGCUCAAAGACAACAGUGGGCGUGACCAAGGUGACCAAGGCAGCGGCCUACGACAUUUUCGCAAUCUUCAUCAACGACAAUUCGAACCAUCGCCUUCGCCUCACUGGAAGCCAACUGCGCCAGCGGGUUGAUGGAUACAAGAAACGUUUUAUGAAAGCGAAAGAGUUUGCCGAGAACACGGGGGCCGGUCUGGAGGAAGGUGAUGGACUGCCCACCCUCGCCGAGGUUCUUGAGAAGAAGUGCCCUUGUUACGAGCGGAUGUAUGCAAUAUUUGGGGGUAAGGCUAAUGUCACCGCACUGGCUCAGUUUGACUCAGGAAUAGGGGCGGACCUCUAUGAUGUUACGACAAACGCUCGGGACCCUGAAGAUCGGGAAUCGUCGCCGGAAGUGUUCUUGUCUGGGUGGGAAGAGUCCCAACGUGAUCGACUCCCUUCCGAGCUAAACACUCCGUCGUCGCAAGUCAAUCUAAGUGGUCGGGCAAGUGCCCUCGGUCCAGACUCCGACCUGGCCUUACCAAAUAUUAAUGCAAACGGUGGGCUUGACGAGGACGAACUGCCCCCUCCCCUCAACUUGAGUGGUACUGCGAUGGACCCCUCUCCCAGCCUCAUGACUCAGAGGUCAAUGGCCCGCGCAACUCAAGUUCGGACGGAAUCCCGCCGGGGAGGGUUGGACUCACCUACUACCUCUCAGCCGAAUACUCCUGCGAUAUCCGGUACUUUGCCGCUGGCCGAGAUGAGCUCGUCUCGCCAGGCUUUUCCAAAUCAACGGUCAACGGAGGCCAGCCCAGCAGGCCCGCCUAGAGAGCUCAAUCCAAAGACGAAAUCAACCAUGGCCUCGGCUUUUGAAAGCUCAAACACCGAGAAAUUUUCUUACCUUCAACAGCACAUGGCCUGGGAGAAGGAGAAGGAAAAUAACCGCCUCGCGUGGGAGAAGGAGCGGUACAACAAGGAGGCGGCUAAAGUGAAGAAUGGGGAGGAGGCCCGCAUGAAAUUGGCUGAGAAGAAGAUGGCUUCGGCGCGGGACUUGCUUAAUCAGGGGUCGACGGCGGCGGAGGUGGAUGCCCUUUUGAAAACCAUCUAUGGGUGA